AAGGUAGAAGAGGCCCCAGCGACAAAGUUCCGAUACCCGACUCGAGUCAGGGAACCUCGAUCGCGAAAGUAACUGAGGCUAAACCAUAUUUCGCGCACUCUAACGCAUAGAAUGGUGUCCGAUGCCUCAAGAAAGACGUUUCUUUGGCCGAUUCCAUCGCACAGGCUGGCGCUGGUCCAACAUAACUAUCAGAUACGUAGAUUGCUUCAAUCUCAGCACUUAUGUACCUGACAGGAGGCCCGUAGGCGUGUAAGCUGCGAGCGCGUGCACCUGUCCUUAUUAGUGCCGUGCUGGCUGCCCCACAACGUGAGACCUAUGAGGCUGAGACUCUGUUAUUAUUAUAUUUGCAAAACGUGUAAGGCUGAACGGUUUCGCCGCAAGGGCGAACUUGAACUUACUUCGCGACGCCCAACCGUCCGACGUCCGAUGCACAGCCCCGACCCCCCAGCACCGGCACCCAGAUCACACAUUUUACUUAUAGUGGAGUCUGUAUCUCACGGGCGUUGGCCCGGCUAUUAUUUAAAUAAUUACGUAUGUAUUUAGAAGCUGCGUGGGCGAAAAUGAGCGAGUUUGCGUCCCUUGGAUCCCAUUUCCCCAGACUCCAAUUCCCCGAUGAGGUGCUGGGCCCCGACCCCGACCCCGACCCGGACCCCGACCCCGACCCCGACUCCUCUCGUGCUCGGCAUUUUAACACUGUACAUUGCGUCCCCUGUCACUUGACUCCCUUAGGGGCACGCUCCAUGGAUCGCAUGGCGGUCCGCUAGUGCAGGCCUGCGGUGGCACCAAGUUGACAACCACUUCACCCCAGCGAGCUCCAGCUUGCGCCAACCAUACAACGGCAGUUGCUAUAUGUAUACAAUUGAUAGCCAGGCCAAACGGCUGCGUGGCUGGACUGCUGCACUCACUCACGUGGCCCCUGGUAGCAGGGUGGCUAAAGGGGGGUUUAAGGGGUUUUGCAGGGUUUGAAAAGUUUGACAUGUCAGAAAUCAUUUGCACAGUAUAAGUCAGCUAAUAGUAACUAGAAUGAUUGUUUGAACCCCUUGUGGGUGACCGUGAUGAGAUUUGGGCACAUAGCAAUGACUUUGCAUGUCCCACUGCUUCCUCACCGUCUCCCUGGAUACGGCAUGUGACUUUCAUGGCCCUGGAUACUUGCACCACUGAGGCUUCUCAUUCGCCCAAGUUAUAAUGAAUACUGCAUUGUGCUAUGGUGCAGGCUGACAGAUUGCACAUGCACGCUGUGCAUGCACAUGCUGCUCAUUCCCCUUGUCCCCACACUGGGGGCUGAGCUGCCCAACCCAGAAUCCAACAUGCCUGCCUCGCUCAACCCUGUGCAGAACCGUUUCACAUGCAUAUAUGCACAUGUUGCCUGACCUGUUAGCAACACAAGCUAAGCGCCAUGGUGCUAGCCCCUGCAGUGCCCAAUGCAACUCUGCACAUCAGGGCAAGUGUGCCCGGCUUGCCUCUUCUCUCAUGGGUGAGGGUCAGGUAUCAUGCAGGCUGUCAAGUAAUGUGCAGCCAUGCUGACGGCAUUCAGUCUGCACCAUAUGUGAGUGAUGGGCUUUGGGAGUGCAAGCGGAAUCAGCCAUAACAGGUUGGUGUGUCAAGACCGGCGUGCCUCCUAUCUGCCUAGUUAGCGUGCCCCGGCCCCCGCAGGGGGCGCGGCGCACCUAUACGUUUCAGAAAGGGGGGGCCCCUGUCAAGUUGGUAAACACACGUUCCCGGCCCCCGCCGACUGCGCGCAGCCAUUAUUUAAGCCAUCCAUUACCCGAAGCUAUUGUACACAAGGUAGAAGAAGCCCCAGCGACAAAGUUCCGAUACCCGACUCGAGUCAGGGAACCUCGAUCGCGAAAGUAACUGAGGCUAAACCAUAUUUCGCGCACUCUAACGCAUAGAAUGGUGUCCGAUGCCUCAAGAAAGACGUUUCUUUGGCCGAUUCCAUCGCACAGGCUGGCGCUGGUCCAACAUAACUAUCAGAUACCUCCCCGGUAGCUCAAUUGGUAGAGCAUGCCGCUGUCACAUGGCAGACCCAGGUUCGAAUCGCGGAUUCGGCCGGGUUGAGGCUGACAAGUAUAGAUGCAGGUUCGGAUCCUGCCCGGGGAACCGAGUCAGUAUUCCGGUAUGGAGUCCGCGGUACUGACGGAAGCGUUGUAGAGACUCUCUGGGUUCGGAUCCCAUUGUUGCAACGUGGAAACUUCACGAUGGCCGAAUUCGGAGAGUUGGUAGGCCGAUAGGUCCAGAACUUCGGUUCCUAUGGACUGAGUGAAGGUGGAUGCGUGGGGUGCCUCUUGCCAAGGUCCCACAGAGAUACGGUAGGGUUAGCCUCGAUGGGACUCUUCCUUAAGGCACGCGGGACCUUGGUCCGUGCGUAGGUAU
Messenger RNA from Chlamydomonas reinhardtii, 2373 nucleotides. RefSeq lists its product as uncharacterized. The coding region runs from base 534 to 764 and encodes 76 amino acids. The transcript has 2 exons. The record is from RefSeq and is a predicted model, not a curated record. Lineage: Eukaryota; Viridiplantae; Chlorophyta; Chlorophyceae; Chlamydomonadales; Chlamydomonadaceae.